GGGGGCGGGGAGGGGCCGGCCCGAGGCGCUUUUGGUUCCGCUUUGCCCGGCCCCGAGGGGGGUGGCUCGGCUGCCGCUGCCGCAGGCCCGGAGGAGCCGCCGCCGGGGAAUAUCACUACUUGCCUCCAUCUGAUAAAUAUAAGUGCUUUCGGAGUUUGCUGAGACUCUGACGCUGAGCUCUCAGCAGCGGUGGUCUCUGAGGUCUGGAGCCUAAAGGAGAGGUCUGGAUGUGUCCAUGGGUGUUGCGUCCCAGAUCCCCAAGUGCGUUUCAAGCAAGAAUCAAGAGUGGUUCUUUACAUCCAGCUUCUCAACCUUCUGGAUCUAGUGGAAAAAUUCUCUUUCAACUAUGGGCCAAAUGUUCUCCCAGUUUUGGAAGGUCUCUGACCAGAAGGAGAGGGGAGGGAAAUCGAUUCUGCGCAGGAAAUCGGCUGGUGAGGAUGAAGUCACUAAUUAUGGCACUAUCAAUGGAGGAGACUCUGCCGCAUCCUGCAUGCCCUGUGUGGGCACUGUGAGUCGGGGCUGCAUCAACUGCCCAACGUGCCAGGGAACAGGAAGGAUCCCCAGGGAGCAGGAGAAGCAGUUGGUGGCUCUGAUUCCAUACGGUGACCAGAGGCUGAAGCCCAGACGAACGAAACUCUAUGUAUCCCUUGCUGUGACGAUUUGCCUGCUGAUGUCAUCUCUCAUCAUAUUCUUCCUGUUCCCUCGCUCCAUUGUGGUGCAGCCCGCAGGGCUGAAUGCCUCCUCUAUUGCCUUUAAUUCCACCGUUUCCAGUAUCAAUCUCAACAUGACAAACGUGUUGAAUGUAACCAACAACAACUUCUACCCAGUCACUGUCACCCAACUGGACAUUGAGGUCUUACACCUGUCUGUGGUGAUAGGGAAAACCACCAAGAGGAACCUGCUGAAUAUUGGCCCUUUGUGCAGCGGCCAGAUAUAUUAUUCAGUCUCCAGUAUUAUACGGGACUAUAAUACCUACAACAUCUGCACCUGGAUCAAAAUCAAAGUCCACAAUGUUCUACUGCACAUACAGGGCACCUUGACCUGCUCGUACCUGUGCCACUCAGAGCAGCUGGCUUUUGAGAGAUACCAGUAUGUGGAUUGUAGAGGAAAUGCGACGCUGCCUCACCCACUGUACCACCGCCCACCAUGAUGGGAUCACUGGAUGAUGACAUUCUUCUGUCGCAAAGGCAAGUUGUACCAGGGACACAGCAACUCCAGGGGAUUCUCUUCCAAGCCACGUAAUUUUAAACAGGACAUUUGGCUCUCCCUUGGGAGGAGACUUUCAGUCUGCUGCUGUUUCCUGGUUACAGACUGAUAGAAUUUCAUGAACUUGGAACAUGCUGCUCUGAGUUUGCAAUUCUCAUUUGUAUCCUGUAUGGGGGUUGGCGGCAGCAGAUUGUGCACACUGUGUAGGGAAAUAGCUGUAUUAACUGAUUAAGAGAACUCUGCUAGAUUGUUAGCUGCC
Molecule: messenger RNA, 1465 nt
Organism: Gopherus evgoodei (Goodes thornscrub tortoise)
Lineage: Eukaryota; Metazoa; Chordata; Testudines; Testudinidae
Gene: TMEM106A
Product: transmembrane protein 106A
Exons: 9
Coding region: 347-1150 (267 amino acids)
Source: RefSeq, a predicted model, not a curated record